This is a messenger RNA of Oncorhynchus tshawytscha (Chinook salmon), 2508 nucleotides long. RefSeq names its product protein tyrosine phosphatase type IVA 2. The transcript has 7 exons. The record is from RefSeq and is a predicted model, not a curated record. Gene Ontology annotation, biological process: protein dephosphorylation. Gene Ontology annotation, molecular function: protein tyrosine phosphatase activity. NCBI's taxonomy places the organism in Eukaryota, Metazoa, Chordata, Actinopteri, Salmoniformes, Salmonidae. Gene Ontology annotation, cellular component: nucleus. The coding region runs from base 610 to 1134 and encodes 174 amino acids.
GAAAUAAACAUUAUAACCUCUCGAGGACUCCAAUGUAAUACAUGCAAAAAUAGCAGAUUUUAUACGUUAUUGUUGUUCUAAGUUAUUUCAAAAUCACCCCUCGGUAGAGCUCAGCUGUCAUCACUGGUCUUCUUGCGUGGCAGUGACGCUAACGAGACUACCACCUUGAAAGUCCUCCCAACAGUUCUGAGAGAACGCCACUUUUGAAGAGGAACAAGAAAGAGAUCUGACAGCAGUUACUGCCCUCCAUCCACAUUCUCCGGUAUAGUCACGGGAUUUCAAUGUUCAACCUGCUCUUUUGUUUCUGUGUUGAUUUGGGCCAUACAUAUAUGGCGUAUGUGAGUGUCAGUGGAGACUUUUGCCAGGCACAGCACCUCGCCUUCGUGGACAAGUGAAUCGUCCGCCCCCCUCGGGACUACGCUACCCAGAAGCCCCCCUGAAGCCAGCACACUGGGAAUCCCGGUCUCCUCCAACGAUCCCCUGGGAUACCGCGUAGUCCUUGGCCAGAUCGCCCAGCUCUGUCCCCUGAGCCGCCAAUAAGGAAACUGCUCAGUUCUCUUCUACUUCCUGCUUUCUCUCCCAGAAGCCAAUCACAUACCGCUCUCCUGAAUGGGCCGUCUCGCCAACAUGAACCGCCCUGCAGCAGUGGAGAUUGCCUACGAGGGCAUGAGGUUCCUCAUCACACACAACCCCACCAACGCCACGCUCAACAAGUUUACCGAGGAGCUGAAGAAGUUUGAGGUGAGCACGCUGGUGAGAGUGUGUGACGCCACCUACGACAAGGCCCCAGUGGAGAAGGGGGGGAUCGAGGUCGUGGACUGGCCCUUUGAUGAUGGUGCCCCGCCCCCCACCCAGAUAGUGGAUGACUGGCUGAACCUGCUGAAGACCAAGUUCCGAGACGAGCCUGGCUGCUGCAUCGCUGUGCAUUGUGUGGCGGGGCUGGGCCGAGCUCCAGUCCUGGUGGCCUUAGCUCUGAUUGAGACCGGGAUGAAGUAUGAGGAUGCGGUGCAGUUCAUACGACAGAAGAGACGUGGAGCUUUCAACUCCAAACAGCUACUUUACCUGGAGAAGUACAGACCCAAGAUGCGUCUGCGGUUCAAGGAUGCCAACGGCCACAACUGCUGCGUCCAAUAGUGUGUGUGUGUGUGCAGCCUCUCCAUCAAACAACAUUAUUCCAACCAAUGGGAGAUAAAACAACGAGAGAAGGCGAUCAGUAAUUAAUGUGAUUUGUUAACACUGAGACAUGGCUAAUUGAUCACAGAAUUGAUGACCUAAUGAGCGAAUGAUUCCAUUUUAAUGAAUGCAAAUCUAAAGGUCUGAACCAAUGAAGGAAAAGGUCAAAGCACACAGACGCCUCCGAGUUAUCGUUGCCCAAUCAUGGGCCUAGAAUUUCUUUGAGUCCUAAAUUUUUAUUUUCAGUCUUGAAUCAUGGGAUAGCUUUUCCUUCUUUUUUUUUUACACACAUGUACAUGGAAGUUUAACGAUGGUGAUAAAAAAAUAUCCGAAAAUGUUAAGGUAUCGAUUGAUCAUUUGUUUAUUUUUCUGAUGAUAUUAAUUAUGCCACGGGUUAUUUUUUAUUACACCUUUAUUUAACUAGGCAAGUCAGUUAAGAACAAAUUCUUAUUUACAAUGACGGCCAAUCCCGGAUGACGCUUGGCCAUUGUGCACCGCCCUGUGGGACUCCAAAACACAACCGGUUGUGAUACAGCCUGGAAUAAAACCAGGGUGUCUAUAGUGACGCCUCUAGCACUGAGAUGCAGUGCCUUAGACCACUGCACUUUUUAAUAAAAAUAAAUGUUUUUUACCCUUUUAGCACAUUACAAUAUUAUUCUGUUUAGGACUAAAAAUAACAGUCCAUUUGGAUUAUUGAGGUAUUUUUGUACAACACAAAAUCUCCCAAAAGUUCUCCCAAAAAAUGCAGUAAUGUUUCCCGCCCCCUCUCGCUUCUAGUCACUUUUUAAUUACGGGGUUGGCUAGGUUUGAAAUAUUAUGUCCGCUGUAUUUAUUUACUGGCUAUAACUCGCAGGCCAAUCUGGAUUUUGGUUGGGGCAAGGACUAUUUUCAGGUUCUUAUUGUCUUUUUUUGUUUUUUUUGCCAUCUUUUAACUUUAUUUUUAUUUUUUAUUUGUUUUACCUCACAGGAGUGCAAUAUUCAGUCCACCUCGGAAAAGCCCCCAAACCCCCAAUGACCGUCCUGCACACACACACACACACACACACACACACCCAUAGAGACAGUUUCACAGGAAGACACUUGGCUAGUCUUACUGUAGGUACUUUUUUCCAUUCAUCAAUGCUGCUUACUGGGUUUACAAUAAGACUUCCUUACAAUGACUGCACACGCACACACACAGAUGCACAAACACACACUCUCAAUGAUACAACUGUUAAUCCCUACUCUGAAGGAAAGUAGGUGGAAAAGAAAGCAAAUGGUCAGUUAUUUUAUCAUUGUACCCAUUUUGAAGACAUUCCUAUUGGUUUUAAGAUAAAUAAAGACAUUUAAAUAAGA